Saccostrea cuccullata (small rock oyster) is the source of this 2492-nucleotide messenger RNA. RefSeq lists its product as uncharacterized. The annotation marks the transcript as partial. The transcript has 8 exons. The record is from RefSeq and is a predicted model, not a curated record. NCBI's taxonomy places the organism in Eukaryota, Metazoa, Mollusca, Bivalvia, Ostreida, Ostreidae.
AAACGCCACAUCAUCUAUUUUUUGUUAAUGAUACUGGACAAAAUUACGCAUCUCAGCAUCUAAAUAUAACCAGCAAAGAAAUAUGCGACGUAAGAUCAAAUAAGACAGCAUUGAUAACAAAUUUGACUCGCAAUACAAUUUAUAGCGUUAAUUCCGAGAAAAGUGUUAUAGCUUUCAUGGGAAAAGAAAUGUUCCUUGUUCUGAGUGAUGACUACCUAGGAACUGAAUAUGUAGUCUCGGUAUACCACGAUAUCAGACGGAGGACUAUUCUGGGAUUGGGCAACCCGACUAGCGAUGAUAUAACUGUCAGCUUGAUAUUCCCUGAAAAAAGAAACUUCGAAGGCAAUUUGUGUCCAAAUGAGAGGUUGAACCUUACUCUGCAGAGUAAUGAAGCAAAAUCUCUAACAUUCAGCUGCGAUAUAACAGGAACACGAAUUAAUUCUUCGGAAAAGCUGAUAGUCUACACAGCAAGUAUACCAUUGAACAAUUCAGGAGGAGCAGAAUAUCUUCUGGAACAACUGUUACCAAUCACAUUAUGGGGAACGCAUUACGUGGUAGUCCCUUUAGGAGACCGUCCUUACGGCAAUGUAUUGACGAUUGUGACUGCCUUUGACGACACGACAAUCCAUAUUUCCGGGUAUGAUUUUGUCACCAUUCCGAACAAGUAUGAUAAGAUCCAAAGACGAGUCGACCUUGAUACUCCUCUAACCAUUCGGUCUUCACAAGUCGUGUCUGUUUUGCAAACAUGUUGGUUCCUCUCUGGAGAUAGUGGUUCGGUUAAUCUCAUUCCUUUUGCUUUUAAAACUGACUUACAGAAAACAUUCGACGACACCGAUUACUUGACAUAUGGUUAUAUAUAUAACAUCGGCUACAAUGGAAGCGAAUAUGUUCCUCUGUCCAAUUACUUUGCAUAUAGAAAUCAGUCUGAACUAUCAACAACUGCACAAGGAUGCACCGUAACAUCAGCUACUCCUAAAAAGAGUGGAGGCACGCAUUGUGGAUUCUCUAAAGACAAAAUUAGUGACAGCGUAUGGCCAAAUAAAAGCCACUUAACCACAGAAGAAUUAGAAGAAAUUUUCAGUUGCUUUUCAGAUAUUGGAGAUAUUUCCUCAGAGAACCAUGACACCUUUGGUACCUUAUUUGUUGUUCCUAACGGUAAUUUCAACACAAGUAUUUUCUGCUUAAUUGGUGGAUAUGACUCCCAACACAUUUUUUCCGAAAAACAAAUCUUCAUAAAGCAACAUACCAAAACUGGGUGCGAGGACGUACUCCAUAGUAUUGUUAAUAAUUCUAUAUCUUUAAAUGUCACUUCUCCGGUGAUCAUUCUUACGAAUCAAAGCGAACUAUCUUUAUCAUGUCAGUACAAAGGGAAUGAUAGCAGCUAUGAUACAAACAUUUUUAUUGUACCUCCUGUUGAUAUUUUAAGUACGGAAUAUAUCGUUACUUUUCCACCUAUACCCCCCGAUGAUGCCGACGGUGAAUGUUUGAUAUUAAGUCUGUUUAACAACACUUCAUAUGCUAUACCGCCGCUGAACGUAUCCGAUACAAUACAAAGGAUGCAACAAAAAAGAAUUUCUUCUAUGGCUACGGGAAUGUUUAUCGUCGCCAACAAAGUCAUUUCAGUUCUGUGCUACAUGUACUACAGAAAUAACCAAUAUAUUAUAAAUCAUCCCCUUCCAUCCUCCGGAUUUUAUUUUCAAUUAAUGAAGUCCCAAAAAGUAACUGAGGAAGAGUUCGUAAUGGUAUCAACAGAAGGAAACACAGCGUUGACCUUUGACAUGGGCACAAUGGAAGGCCUGAACUACACACGGCUUCACAAGAGAAACGCUUUGUUGCAAAAUAUGGGCGAAAAUAAAACCUAUACAUGGAAAGAAAAUAUUUCCACUUUGUUCAUCACUGCCAACAAACCUGUGCUUAUAGCGGUCUACUUCAGACAGAAUGAAACCACAUCGGAUUCUACGCCGUUUAGUCCAAACGGCACCAACUUUGUAUAUGUUCCACCCACAUUCGAUGUUAUUUGGCAGAAAGAAGAAAGUAGCACUUACCUGUCUCAAAACGGAUGGCCAUCUAAUUUUAGAGUCCCCUAUAGAGUAUACCUUUCAACGUUAAACCAGUUCCUCCCUGGUGAUGGAGAAGACAAUGAUCAAGAUGGCUUAGUCGAUGAAGAUAAUUGUCUGUAUUUUAAGGACGAUUACAAAGCUGAAGUGCCGUCUGACCUUGACCUAGAUGGCUCAGAUGGAGAAGACUGCAAAGGAUGUCUUGGGGGUGAGGGUAUGAACAUGUUUUUAACUUGUGAAGCAUGUGAUUAUGGAUUUUACCGUGAAAGAAAGUCGUGGAAGCUCAUAUGUCAGUCUUGUGGAGAGAAUUACACUACAUUUUAUCAAAGCAGUAGCUCACAAAAUGACUGUGUCCCCAUUUGCACGGAAGGAAUGCAACUUAAUAACGAUACGUUGUACAGAGAAAAUUUCGUAACAGUGACCUCUUCCCCUGAG